AUGCAAAAUUUGGAUCCAGCUUUGGCCCUGAAGGUGGCGUGCGAGAUGAGUGCAAUGAGACCGGAGCAUGCUUCCAAACUUCUGGAAAUUGCUUGUGAAACACGACCACUUACUCGAUCGGAUGUCAUGACAUUGGAUAAAACGGCUAGAGUCAUGCUGAACAUCCACAGCAUAAAUGGCAUCCACCACGCACAGCAAGUGCUCAACCUCCUUGAUGAAAUACAAAAAUCUGGUGAAGAGAAAAUGGAGGUUAACACAUUCUUCACUAUAUCUCCCCGAAAAGCUACCGAAGUGAUCGAGCCGCCACCUGCUAAACCAAUGACGCGUGCGGAAAUGGUUCAGCAUUUGAAGGCUGCUACGAUACCCAAUGCACCUUUUGUUCUUGGCUGGAAUAUAUGGCGUGAUACACAACGAGCUGAAGAUGUUGCUAUGGCGGUUGUUGAACAUCUUGAAGGAAAUUUGAAGUUUUUCCUGGGCGAUCGUGAAGCAUUCAACUUGAUAUUUGCUGUGCUAGGACCAUGCGCGAAAAAGUUCCCUUCUGUGAAGCGGCGUUUAUCAACAUUCUCAGCGAAAGUGUUGAAGAGCGCUGCCACUUCGCCAGCCAUUGAAGGGCACCUUCGUCAGUACGUUCCGAAUGCACCGACUCCAGCUAAAAAGAAGAAGGUGGCUAUGAAAUUUUAUUUGCAAAAAUAUUUUUCGGCAUAUAAAUCUUCAGAGCUGACCGAUGAAGAGUAUGCUGGAGGACUCCACACAAAAAAUAUUCCACCUAAUGGGCUUACAGCAUCGAGCCGCGUUUUCAGGCUGCUUAACAAGUUUCUACAACGUCGCGUGGAGAUUUUCAAGAGGAAUUCAAGUCCAGCGGAAUUCGACGCACAGAUGAUGGCAAUAUUCGGCGAUUCUGGUAUAGAAGAGCUGGUAGCACAGAUGCCCCUUCGAAGUCCACUGAAGACGAUUGAGACAGUAUUCAUCAGAUUGCUUUCGUCAUUCAAUCCAAAAUAUAAUCCGAAAAUAGUGUGCUCAUUCUUCAUGCUGAAUGCGAUUCGUGAAUUUUGCCGUGUUUGGACCGCUCAGCAAUGGGCGUGCCUUGCCCAGUAUGUUGUCGAAAUGGUUAUGGCUGAUCCGCAGCAGAUGAAAGCUGCAGUUGAUCUCAUUGUUCGAUUGGUUGAUCUUACAACUGUCGAAGUUGCGGUACCGAUAGCCGAAAUAAUAGUGACAUUAGCCAGAUCGGAUCUGCCAAUCGAGAAGCGCAAGCAUGCCCAAAACUUGCUUGAUGAUAUACAACUCAAAUAUCCAUGUUGGUUUAGACCUAUGAGACUGUUAUCAUUGAAGACUGCUGUGAAUUUCCAUCUUGUUGAAGGUCUGUUUGUGGAUCCAUUGGCCAAUCAGGCAAGUAUUCAAGGAUUUCGAUGGCGCCAACGGGAUACGGACGGCUUAGUAACAACGUUGGUAGCCCAGGCUGUGGAUCCGACUCAGUCGGACACGGCUUGUGCUGUACGAACUCUCACACAGUUAGUGGAGACUUAUCCAAAAGUAAUGAUUAGGAAUUUCGGCACGAUGGCACAACAAAUUCCGUUGCUGACACGGAUGCCCCCUGCGUUGCGCAAGGAAAUAAUGCCGUUUGUCGCUUUCGUUCUCGACGCCACUCAGAAGCUCCUGCCAUCAAUGCGUGAAACGUCUUAUCGUUAUGUGCUUGGAGACGCUGUUCAUGCAUUCCUUUCAUUUUAUGAGACGAUCUCCAACUCAGAAGCGGCUGUCUAUUUUGGUGAGAAACUGAUUGCAUGCUGUAUGAGGUUCUUUGGUUCUCAUACUGAAACGGCGAGAGAGGUAUUCAGUGAUCGAUCUGAUGUGAUCACAGCACUCCUACAAAAGUUGCCUCCUGGGAAUCUGAACGCGCAAAAGAUGCAAGAAAUCCUGCACGAGUCCGAUAUGGAAGUGACGUGA
Molecule: messenger RNA, 1941 nt
Organism: Cooperia oncophora
Lineage: Eukaryota; Metazoa; Nematoda; Chromadorea; Rhabditida; Trichostrongylidae
Source: the annotation of a GenBank genome assembly